Messenger RNA from Aspergillus heteromorphus CBS 117.55, 2295 nucleotides. RefSeq lists its product as uncharacterized. The coding region runs from base 1 to 2217 and encodes 738 amino acids. Gene Ontology annotation, cellular component: Swr1 complex. The record is from RefSeq and is a predicted model, not a curated record. Gene Ontology annotation, molecular function: ATP-dependent H2AZ histone chaperone activity. The transcript has a single exon. Gene Ontology annotation, biological process: chromatin remodeling. NCBI's taxonomy places the organism in Eukaryota, Fungi, Ascomycota, Eurotiomycetes, Eurotiales, Aspergillaceae.
AUGGACCAAGAAAACAACACCCCCCCUCCCCCCCCACCCCCUCACGGCGAAAAACCCCAAACCACCCACGGCGAAUACCGCAAAUCCUCCGACCUGCCGCCGGGAAACUACGACAUCUUCAUCAUCCCGCCGCACUCCUCGGGGUCGGGCUUCCUGUACCUGCCGUCGUUGCAGCCGCAACGCAACAGCUUCAUUGCCGGCUGCGUGUGCACGCUCUUCGCCACCCUGCUGUGGGUCGUGCUGUCCCCGCUGCUGAAGGCCUGGUAUAGCGCCACCGUGGCGAGUGGGAGCGGGCUGAGUAUUGCGGUGUUGGCGAUCGGGGUGGGUGUGGCCGGGUGGGCGUUUGGUGCGUCGCAGGUUGAUAAAAGUGGUGGUGGACGGGGACGACGGGCGAAUUUCGGGUUUGGGUCCGCGGGUGGUGGGCCGAAUGCUGGUCCCGGCGCGGGUGGAUCCGGGGAGUAUGCGCGGGGGCAGAAUUAUGGGGGUGGGCAGGGACAGGGACAACAACAGCAGGGACAGCAGGGUCAGAGUCAAGGACAGGGUCACUACGGGGCAGGCUUUAGUUCGGGUCCGUCGCCCGGUGCGGGUCACUACGGCGGGAAUCAGUACGGCGGUUCUCAUCAGCAGCAGCAGCAGCAGCAGCAGCAGCAACAGCAACAACAGCAGCAACAACCACCCCCACCGCAAAGCGGUCCCCAAAAGACAGGUUCGUCCGCGACCGGCUCCUCAAGCAAACCGCAAAGUGGCGCUGAUUGGGAGAAGGCGCGUGAAGAGACACGACGAAAGGAGGAACUCCGACGAAAGAUGGAAGAGUUCAAGCGGAAGCGAGAGGCCGAGCAGCGCGAGAAGCAAAAGCAGCGGGAGCGGGAGGCGAUGGAGCAGGAAUUGCGCGAGCGGCGCGAGCAACUGGAGAAAGAGAUGGCGGCAGCCAAGGAGGCCGCGGCGCGGGAAGCCCGCGAACGAGCGGACCGCGAAGCCGCGGCGGCCAGAGCCAAGGCCGAGCGCGAAGCCGCCGAGGCGCGAGCCCGCGCGGAUCGAGAAGCCGCCGAAGCCCGCGCCAAGGCCGAGAAAGCCGCAGCCGACGCGCGCGCCAAAGCCGAGCAGGAGGCAAAGGAGGCGCGAGAGAAGGAGCAGAAACGCGCUGCGGAGGCCCGCGAGCGCGAACAGAGGCGAGCCGCGGAGGCCAAGGCCCGCGCGGAGCGAGAAGCCGCCGCCGCCAAGGCGCAAGCGGAGAAGGAGGCGGCGGAGGCCAAGGCCAAGGCGGAGAAGGAGGAGGCGGAGCGCAAAGCAGCCGCCAAGAAAGAGGCCGACGCCAAAUUCGCAGCCCUCAAGGAGGCCGCCGCGAAGAAGUACGCGGAGAAGAAGGCCAAAGACGCCCAGGAAGCCGCCGCCGCCGCUGCCAAAGAAGCCGCCGCUGCCAAAGCCGCCGGCAGUCAGAAGCCGAAACCUUUCCCCUCCCCCAAGAAACCCGCCUACACCACAUCCUCCCGCACGGACACCGACGACGCCUACUCGUUCCGCCCGCACGACCGGCCCCGUCGCCCCUACGGCACCGGCUCCUCGGUGUACUCCGAAUCAUCGUACGCCCCGUCCCAGUCGACCGCACGAACAUCCCCCCCACCCUCCAACCGCGGGCCCUACGAAACCAAAGACCCCGACAAGAUCGUCGUGAAGGGGGUAUACGCGUUCAACGACGCGUUCGUCCGCAGCCCGGUGGCGCAGCUCGUGUCGGGCCAAGGCAUGGUCAGCGACGGGCUGGUGCUCCGAAUCACGACGGAGGGCCUCUUCAUCGACGACGACGUGCGGGGCGUGGGGCAACGCGAAUGGGACGUCAAGGCGUGGACGAUGAAACUGGUCGAGGUGUGGUGUCCGCAGUUCGGGGCGCAGAAACAGCCGGGGAAUCACCGGCGGUCGCCCAACGAGCCCACGUCCGAGGAAUCCGAGGCCUAUCUAGGGAACCUGCUCAAGGUGUGCAAGAACACGUGUCGGUUGUCGACGAGGGGUGGCGAGGAUCAGACCAGUCUGCAUGUGUUGAGGGCGUCGGUGCGCGAUCACGAGGGGAAACGCUAUGUGUUUGUGUUGCAGGAGACGGAGGGGUGGAAGGUCGCGAUUGGGUUGCAGAGGUUACGAAGGGGGUCGUUGUCCCGGGCGCUCGGGGUUAUGAAUUUGUCGGUUAACGAGAGUAGGUUGAUUCUAGGGGGGUUGGGGUAUGAUUGAUUGAUUGAUUGAUUGGUGUGAUGAGUUUCUUUUAUGUCUUGAUGAAGGCUUGUUUUGUUUGUGAUGAUGACGAUGAUG